AUCACCAUCAUCUUCAUCAUCAUCAUCGACAGCCUGAGGAGCAACGAAGAUGAAGCUUUCGACAGACCUUUGAAGCCUCGAAAUCAUCCAUACUUCUACACAUCUAGUCGACUGAGCUCGGACUGAAAACUGACUCGGCUGCUCGUACGGGCGUCGUCCGCCAACACUGACUGACGGACUGACGGACUGACGGACUGAUUGACUGACUUCUGACUGACUAUUCAACAUACCAAAUUCACUUCAUCGGGGGAAGAUGGAAGACGCGCAAUCGAGGGCUGCGCUGGCCGUCAUCGACAUGCAAGAAGACUUCUGUGAACCGAAUGGCUCGCUGGCAGUGAGCGGCGGCCGGUCAGUAGCAUCCGUCAUCAACGACCUUCUUGACUGGCCUGGCUUUGUCCUCAAGGUCGGCACGAGAGAUCACCAUCCGCCCGAUCACAUUUCAUUCGCCUCGAAUCAUCCGGGCGCCCAGCCCUUUACCUCGUCUCACACUAUCCAGAGCCCGUCCAAUGCGGCAGAAACACAGACGACCCUCCUCUGGCCCGAUCACUGCGUGGUCGGCACAUCGGGAGCCGAACUCAUCCCUGAGCUGCACCAGCACAAGUUGUCCACGCUCAUCAACAAAGGUGAGGACAAGCGGGUGGAAUCCUAUAGCGGGUUUGGGCCCCCUUUCCGGAACCCAGCAGUCGGCAUGAGCACGCUCGAUGCUACGCUGAAGGCUGCCCAUGUCUCUCGUGUGUUUGUCGUUGGCCUCGCCUACGACUUUUGUGUCAAGUCGACCGCGCUCGACGCCGUGGAACAUGGUUAUGAGACGUUCGUGAUUGAGGAUGCCACCAAAGCCGUCAUGCAAGACGCCGAGAGUCUGGACAAGACACGCUCCGAGCUGCGCAAGGCGGGCGUGGAGAUCAUCUCGAUGGACUCUGAUGUUCUGCACGCGAUCAAAGCAGUCGAGCAAUCGUGAGGUAAAAUGAUUAAAUCACGGUACAUGUCACUUUGCAGAGGUGAAAUCGACCUCAAAGGCCAUCGUCG
Sphaerulina musiva SO2202 is the source of this 1026-nucleotide messenger RNA. Its product is annotated as Isochorismatase hydrolase. The transcript has 2 exons. The coding region runs from base 254 to 958 and encodes 234 amino acids. The record is from RefSeq and is a predicted model, not a curated record. NCBI's taxonomy places the organism in Eukaryota, Fungi, Ascomycota, Dothideomycetes, Mycosphaerellales, Mycosphaerellaceae.